AUGGUUCAAUUCAAUCCUGGAUGCAUCUAUUAUUUUGAUUUAGACUUGCCUAUGAAACAAAGAUAUUCGUAACUUUUUCCGAAAUAUGCGCCAUUGGUAAGAAAAUACUGCUAAAUUUGGUUGGAGACAAAUAAACCAUCUUAGGAACAUCUAAAUGAUCUAAAAGUAUUGAACUUUAAUUGACUAAUAGAAACUGUUUGAGACUCACCCAGAUAAGGAAUUGCUUGAAUUUGUUAAAUAUUUUGCUAAGGAAUGCGGGAUUGACGAGAGGUAAUGAUACAAUACUAUAAGAUAAGCAUAAUUUUGUACAUACAAUUUAUGUAUGAUUUUGGAUUUGAUGACUCUUUAUCAAUGGGAUGCACUAGCAUAUUGAUUAAUCAAGAGAAACCUUACAUUGUAAGGAAUCUUGAUUGGGAUUUCAAUGAUGUCAUAAGGGCUUUAACUAUAAAUGCUAUUUAUAUUAAAAAUAAAUAGGUAGUAUCCAUUCACUUAGCAAUAGUAUCUCAAUUAAUGACUCCUCACACCAUGUAAUGCAGUAGUAUUCAUAUCAUAGUAAAAACCAAUCAUAUGCUAUCAGUUUAAAUUUCUUAUGGCCUCAAUACAAGGUUGAGCAAUAAUGGCAAAGUGUUCUAUAAAAUGUCCAUAUACCCAGCAUUGGAAGGUUGAUUUAUAGAUUGUCAGUUACCAAUCACAUAUAUGAUGAUUUAGUGAAUGUGUUAAAGGAUGUAAUAGUACAGCAUCACGGCUUAUUAAAUAUUGUCGGAAACAAAAAAAAUUAAUGUGCAAUAUUUUAUAUUAAUGAUUGGUUUAACACUCAGAAAUAUCAAUUUUAGCAUGAAAUCAAAAGUAAUGAAAACUAUCUCCUAUCUACAAAUGGAGAUUAUUUUCAAUUUAGUAUUGACAGAUACAAUGCAGCUACUGAGAACUUAAAAAAACAAUAAGAUUUUAGUAAUCCUAUGAAAAUUGUAGAGAAUGUGGCUUUCUAGUAUCCAAAUUAUAAUGAAACAACCAUUUUAACAACAAUCUUAAACUGCGAGUUAAGUUUACCAUUUGAUGUUUAUAUAAAAUGA
Molecule: messenger RNA, 1070 nt
Organism: Paramecium octaurelia
Lineage: Eukaryota; Ciliophora; Oligohymenophorea; Peniculida; Parameciidae
Source: the annotation of a GenBank genome assembly